Molecule: messenger RNA, 1854 nt
Organism: Brassica oleracea var. oleracea
Lineage: Eukaryota; Viridiplantae; Streptophyta; Magnoliopsida; Brassicales; Brassicaceae
Product: F-box/LRR-repeat protein At2g43260-like
Exons: 2
Coding region: 34-1320 (428 amino acids)
Molecular function (GO): protein binding
Source: RefSeq, a predicted model, not a curated record
GAGUUUUUGAGUUUUGUCGGCACACAAGAAAGAAUGGGGGAAGAAGAAGAAGAAGAAGAAGAAGAGAGCUCGAAUUCUAUGUGCAUACUUCCCGAGCUACUUGAAGAGAUAUUCAUUAGACUACCAUUGAAAUCGAUUCUCAGAUUCAGAACCGUAUCAAAACAUUGUAGAUCACUCCUCGAGUCGAGGAGGUUCUCGGAGAAACGUAUGAGUCUUCAAAAGAAUCGGAGAAUCCUCGCUGCUUACAAUUGCGACUGCGGCGACCGUCCGCGUCUCCUCACCGAGUCACGGUUCGAAGGAGACGAAGAGAUCGUAUAUCUUCACUGCCUCGCCUCACGACCCUCGUUGAGCUGCGACGGUUUGCUCUGCUUCCCCGAACAAGACUGGAUCAUUGUUUUGAAUCCAUCCACGAGACAGCUCCGCAGAUUCCCUUCCGGCUUGAACCAUAAGUGCAGAUUUGGAUUCGGAUUAUGGUCGAGCUUCUCGCCUGGAAACUGGGCGAUUGGGUUUGGUAGAGACAAGGUUACGGGAAGCUUUAAAGUAGUGAGGCUGUGUUUUUCUUUUCGGGUAAUUGGGCAAGAGGAACCUGUGUUGGAAUGUGGUGUUCUCGAUGUUCAAACUGGUGUAUGGAGUAAACUGAGUCCACCUCCUCAUGUAGUUAAUCCCGGAAGCAAAUCUGUCUGUGUGAAUGGAUCCAUCUACUGGUUACACGUUGAUGUUUACGUUGAAAAGCAUUAUAAAAUACUUGCACUGGAUCUUCAUAAACAAGAGUUCAAGAAAUUUCCAGUUCCGCCUACACGAGCUACGAAGGAAUCGCGGUUAGUGAACCUUGAGGAACGUCUAGCGUUUGUCAAAACAAAUGUUUUGCCUAUAUGGAGGGUAGAGAUAUGGAGCACGGAUACAUAUCAAAAACGAUGGAGCAAGACUUUUUCCAUACACUUAAAACUUGAUGUUGUUUCAUGGCCAAAGCGGAGAAGGUGGUUCACGCCAGUGGCGGUUUCUAAGCAAGGGAAUCUUGUCUUCUAUGACAAUCAGAACAAGCUGUUUAAGUAUUAUCCAAGGACAAAUGAGACUCGGUGUCUCUCACUGGACACUUGUGUUAUAUCUCCAUACGUGGAGAAUUUGGUAUCACUUCCUUUAAAACCGAGUCAUCCGUAUCCUCAUGUAAGUGUGGAAACAAGGAUGUCCAGAUGCCGCUUGUUUUCCAGGGAGUCGAGUUCUUGGAUAUUCAAAGCUUUGCAACGUAAUGAAUUUAGGAUCCUAGAAAUUUUGUUCACGUCUCUAGUAGUAGCUGGUUAUAUAUGCUCACCUCGAAAGUAGGAUUCACUUGUUUGUGUCCAACGACUAUUAUUAUUUUGAUAUUUAUUUUGCUAGCUUGUUUCUCUUCUCUGUUUUUUUUUUUGGUAAAAGUUUCUCCUCUCUUUUGAGUAACAAUUAAAUCAAUAUAAGUGUUCAAAAAAAAGAAGAAGUGAAUUUAUAUUCUCUCUUCCCUUCUAUGCAAGCGCAUACGAUUCAAAUUUUCUACUUGUUUACGGAUAUUGAUUAAGAGUAGUGCCUUAUAUUAUACCAACUAUGGUAAUUAGCACAAGAGAAUGUUCACUUUGUUUCUGAAUACAAGUUCCAUUAUCUUGCUCUUUUCACAUUGUUUCUUCAAAGGUUGUUUCCUACAGGCUACAACUUUGGAUGCUAUAAUAUAUGGUUAAUGAUGUAUUCAUUUUGUUGAUGCGAUGACAUUCUACGCUCAAUGUUUUGAACCUUACCCGACCAUUUCAUUAAUUGUCUCGGGUUCACUUUUAUUUACAUGUCAAAACAGAUUAUACACAUGAGCAUACAUGUCUCAGUUUCUUUCUUUCU